This is a messenger RNA of Haplochromis burtoni (Burton's mouthbrooder), 1059 nucleotides long. Its product is annotated as ICOS ligand. Gene Ontology annotation, cellular component: external side of plasma membrane. The transcript is spliced from 2 exons. NCBI's taxonomy places the organism in Eukaryota, Metazoa, Chordata, Actinopteri, Cichliformes, Cichlidae. Bases 592 to 996 code for a protein of 134 amino acids. Gene Ontology annotation, biological process: cell surface receptor signaling pathway; negative regulation of T cell proliferation; cellular response to lipopolysaccharide. The record is from RefSeq and is a predicted model, not a curated record.
AAAUCAAAUGAGAAGUAAAUAAUCAAUAAGGUCUAAUACUAUUCUUAUAUGAUCAGAGAUAUACCAAUUCCUCUGUUUGUGUCUCAUCAGUUACGAAAGCUAAAGCUACCUUAAUUGUAUGAGCAAAUAUUUGGGUAGAAACUUUCUAGUCCUUAUUAAGAAGUUAGACAGGACGCCAAUCAGGAAAGUGUUUGAGGGCUUCAUUUUUAUAUAUUUACAUUGUUGUAUAGUGGAACAAUUUUAAAGUCCUUUGGUCGCAUGGAGCUGAUUGUUUAUGGAUGAGAGCGGUUACGGAGAUCAUUCAAGAAACACUGAGAGCUGUUUUAGUUUUCACCUCUUUUCUUAUGACUCACGUUUUGAUCGUAUAGCUGACGUCACUUAAAUGCGACUACCUUAAAUUAAGAGAACUGAACGCAAGUUUGAAGUUGAAACAAUCGGCUGAAGCUCAAAUAAUCUUUGUCUUGCUUAAACUUUAAAUUGAAUCUAUCGUAGUUACUUUUUAAAAGUCAUAGUCUGUUAUUCGCAGAAAAUAUCAUCAGACUAGCACAUUUAGAACAAACUUGUCCGAUCAUCAGAAAGAAGAACACGGAAAUGUCUGUAACUGCGUCACUCUGCUCCACUUUGCUGGUUUUUGGCAUCUUCGUGUUUGUCUCGGCAGACCAAAGAACCAUCACAGCUGAGUCUGGACAGAACAUCGUUUUUACAUGUCGAGCUCCAAAAAACAACAUCAUAGGUGUGGAGUGGAACAGAGCUGACCUGAGAGAUGAAUAUGUGCUUUCGUACAGAGACAAGCAGUUUGAUCCUGAUGGUCAGCAUCCAUCUUUUAUGAACCGGGUGGAUCUGCAGGACAGGAAGAUGAAGGAUGGAAACUGGUCUUUGAUUCUGAAGGAUGUGACAAUUAAUGACACUGGAACAUACAAGUGUCGUGUCUUCAGUGGAGAGACAAGGUCAUGGGAGACCAUCAACACCGUCAGCCUGACUGUUUCAGGUGAGUGAGUAGAGUUCAGUGUGAGUGUGAUCAGAGGUGAAGCUGCUUCCUGGUUGUUGAUGUUUGUUUCU